Pleuronectes platessa (European plaice) is the source of this 4552-nucleotide messenger RNA. RefSeq names its product kinesin-like protein KIF3C. The coding region runs from base 576 to 2789 and encodes 737 amino acids. The record is from RefSeq and is a predicted model, not a curated record. NCBI's taxonomy places the organism in Eukaryota, Metazoa, Chordata, Actinopteri, Pleuronectiformes, Pleuronectidae. The transcript has 8 exons. Gene Ontology annotation, biological process: microtubule-based movement. Gene Ontology annotation, molecular function: microtubule motor activity; microtubule binding; ATP binding.
UGUGUGUACAUCUGUGUGUGUGAAUGUGUGUGUGGGUUGAGGAGGAGGAGGAGGAGGAGAGCUCCGUCUCUCCGCACAGGACCCGACAGAUCCGCAAACCCACCGCGGAGCAUCAGUGAGCGUCGGACGGGAGGAUGAGGACGAGGACGUCGGUGUGUAGUGGAUCUUACCGGCGGAUUGAAACCAGGACGACGCGACUGCUUGAUCCGGAUUGUGUGUUUUCAUCUGGAAUCUGGACGCGGAGCCGGGGAACCGCAAUGGAGCAUCGGUGCGGAGCGUGAGAGCCGCUGCUCGUCGGCUUCCAGGCGAAUGCUCCAGACAAUAAGCAAAGGAAAUUAGCCUUUUAGGAACCGUGGCAUCCCUUCGUGUGCACCGGGGCUUGUGUUGUUCUGCUGUGUCGCUAUUUCCCACAGUGAAUUUGUUAUUAAUGAUUCAGAAAUCAAUGGUUACACAAGUCACGCGCAGACAGGAGCACAUCCAGGCCAAUUAAAGGCUCCGGGAAGCCUGUUUUUUUUUCCAAUGAGAGUAGCUUGAUAUAGAUUCGUUUUUUUAUUAAAAUUAAUCAGAGAGCAGUCAUGUCAAAGACUAAGAGCAGCGAGUCGGUGAAGGUGGUGGUUCGAUGCCGUCCCUUGAACCGGAAAGAGGAGUCGCACGGGCCUGCAGGGGGCAUCGUGCAGAUGGACCUGGGUCUCGGACAGGUGAUCCUCAGGAACCCUCGAGCACCGGUCAGCGAGCCCCAGAAGACCUUCACGUUCGAUGGUGUGUAUGAUGCAAGCUCCAAACAGAGAGACCUGUACGAUGAGAGCGUGAGGCCCCUGAUCGACUCGGUGCUGGAAGGCUUCAAUGGCACCAUCUUUGCAUACGGGCAAACCGGAACUGGGAAGACGUACACCAUGCAGGGGGCAUGGAUGGACCCAGAGAAACGGGGGGUGAUCCCCAACGCUUUUGACCACAUCUUCACACACAUCUCCCGCUCGCAGUCCGACAGGCAGUACCUGGUGCGGGCGUCCUACCUCGAGAUCUACCUGGAGGAGGUUCGGGAUCUCCUCGAUCCCAACCAUGACACCGCCAGAGCCCUGGAGCUCCGAGAGAGUCCAGAAACCGGAGUGUACGUCAAAGAUCUCACAUCGUGUGUCUGCAAGAGCAUCAAGGAGAUCGAGGAGGUGAUGAACGUGGGCAACCAGGCCAGGGCGGUCGCGGCGACAGACAUGAACGAGUACUCGUCCAGGUCCCAUGCGUUGUUCCUGAUCACGGUGGAGUGCAGCCAGCCGGGACCAGAUGGGAGGAAGCACAUUCGAGUUGGUCGCCUCAACCUGGUGGAUCUGGCGGGUAGCGAGCGCCAAGCCAAGACCGGCGUCCAGGGUGAGCGCCUGAAAGAAGCCGCCAAGAUCAACCUGUCCCUGUCAGCUCUGGGGAAUGUGAUCUCAGCACUAGCAGAUGGACGCAGCGGCCAUGUGCCUUACCGGGACUCCAAGCUCACCAGGCUGCUGCAAGACUCUUUAGGUGGGAAUGCCAAGACGGUCAUGGUGGCCACCUUAGGCCCGGCCCCCCAGCACUACGACGAAACCCUCACCACCCUCCGCUACGCCAACCGAGCCAAGAACAUCCAGAACCAGCCGAGGGUCAACGAGGACCCCAAGGACGCUCUGCUGCGCGAGUUCCAGACGGAGAUCGCUCGCCUCCGGGCCCAGCUCAACCACAGGAAGUGGAGCAGCAAACAGAAGAAGGAGCAGGUGGAGGGUGAGAGCUGGGAGAGAGACGAGGACGAGGAGACGGAGGGCGAGGACGAGGAGUUGGAGGGCGAGAAGGACGCAGAGGAAUACGUGAAGCUGCAGGAGCAGCGGCUGGAGAGGGAGAAGGAGGCCAUCAGAGAUGAUCGAUUCAUGUUGGCCGAGGAGAAGCAGAAGCUGCUGGGAGAGAAUCAGAGGAUGAUGGGGGAUCUGAGGAAGGAGCAGGAGGCCACCGAGCAGCUGACCGCCAAGUACAAGGCGAUGGAGAGCAAGCUGCUGGUCGGAGGUAAGAACAUCAUGGAUCACACCAACGAGCAGCAGAAGAUGCUGGAGAUGAAGCAGCAGGAGAUCGCUGACCAGACCCGCACGGAGAGGGAGAUGCAGCAGCAGAUGUUCGUCCAGGACGAGGAGACGGUGGAGCUCAGAGAGACCUUCACUUCUCUGCAGCAGGAGGUGGAGGCCAAGACCAAGAAACUCAAGAAGCUGUACGCCAAGCUCCAGUGCAUCAAAGCCGAGAUCCAGGACGUGAACGACGAGCACGUGAGGAGCCGACAGGAGCUGGAGCAAACUCAGAACGAGCUCACCAGAGAACUCAAGUUCAAGUACCUGAUCAUAGAGAACUUCAUUCCUCCAGAGGAGAAGAACAAGAUCAUGAACAGGCUGACCUUCGACACCGAGGAGGACCAGUGGAAGUUCCAGCCCCUGGUUCCCGCUGAGAGUAAAUCGUCUCAGAUGAAGAAAAGGCCGUCGUCUGCAGUCGGAUACAAACGACCCAUCACCCAGUAUGCCAGGGUGGCCAUAGCUAUGGGAGCCCACUCCAGAUACAGGGCGGAGAACAUCAUGUUCCUGGAGCUGGACAUGACUCCUCCGAACACGGCCUCUCUGGAGCGCUCGACGGAGCCGAACCAAAGCACCUCCGGGGACAACUCGCCGUCCAAGGAGCGGGGGGGCGUCCGCAAGUCUCGCUCCUGGUGUCAGACGCCAAAGUCCAUCACGUCCUCCUCGUCUAACGCUUCCCUGGCGGCGUGUCACGCUGCCUCACCCACCGCGGCACAGUAAAGCUUCAGUGAAGAAGCUUUAGGUGUUUGUUUUUCUAUUGUUAAUUUAUUUCAUUAUUCUGCUUCCUCCUGCUGAUUUUCCUCUGAAAACAUUUCACAGCGAGGCCCACAGCCGGGACACAAGCACACGCUACGACCUCUGCCGAACCCUGAAGGUCACAGACUUUUAAAGGGUCGCUAAUAAAGAACUUAUCUCCUGACGGGAAAAACUAAAUGAACUCAGAAACUUGUAGAAAACAUCAGUUCCUCUUGUUCUACGGAUGUAAAGACUUUUUUUUCCUCCUUCGUUCCUGCAUGUUUGGGACCAAGAGCCGUGGAUUGUCUUUUAAACAACGUCUGGCUGCAGAGUGGUUCUGCAGCCAGACUGGUGUGUGUGUGAGUGUGUGUUGUGAAUACGGGGGUUGUAUGAUUGUCUGUUUGUGUUUCUAAUUGUGACCAGUUGAGAUCUGAGAGCUCACAAACUGCUUGAUUCCCCUGUAGAAUAUCAAUCAGUGUAAAUAUGUCAUGUUUUAUUUUAUUUUCCUUCGGGGGGGGUUUGGUCCGAUCCAUCGUCGGCUCCCCUAAGAUUGUUUAUGUCUGUGUUGAGCACGUUAGAAAAUAUUAAUAUAUCAUAUGAACUGUGCUGUGGUUGGUCAGAGGUGCGUUGAAGCCUGAAUGAUGACCUUCAUCUUUAUACCCGGUGUCACUCAUCAUUCUUCUGUCCCUCCACGAUGUCUAACGAAUAAGAAACGCCUUCAAAUAAUAAUCAGAAGAAAAAGGAGAUAUGAUUAAGAUUCCCUAUAAUUAAGGACUUGUCUCCAGUGCAUAGCAAGAGCCGCUGAAUGUACUACUGGCUAUGUACUGUGCAUAUUGGUUUCUGUGAAAUGACACAGUUAUAAAGAUGUUUCUUUAAAACCCCCCCGAAAGGCUGCUGAGGUAAGACAGUCAGUAGAAGCUGCAGCUGGACCGAGUGGAGCGUCCCUGUGGUUCCGGAGGCAGCGAGCAGUCACUCCAUUGUCUUCUUCAUGGAGGUGAAGAGGAGCGGACGGCGGGGGGGCACGGAUCACCACUGUAUUAUUGAUGCUUCAGAUCCUGUUGCAGCCGAACCCCCUGCAGAGUGCAAGAGAGCACCCAGUCUAUUUCCCAAUGAGAUCCAAACGUCCACAUCUCUGUUACGUGACCUCAUCGUCCUGUGUGUCUCAGAAUAUGUUUUUAAACCAAAACAUCAUAUCAUUUACUAUAUGUGAUAAUAUGACAGACAUCUGCAUUAUGGCUGAAUCACUUAUUGGAUGCACAAAGUGUCAAAAUUUGCCAGAAAUGUUGGUGAAGUUUGAAAAUUACAGAAGCUGUUUUGAUUGAAAUCUAUUUCCGUCUCAGACUGAUUGACACUGAGGGUUUUGAAUGUUUAUCUUCAUGUAUAAUCCAGAUUCAAAACAGCGUCAAACUAUUGGUCAAAUAAAUACAUUUAAAUAAUGAUAUUCAAGCUAAAACAUAUUUAAAACAAAUUGUGUCUACGAUUCUGAAAACAUCAAAUUUUAACGUUUAAAACAGUAAAUUAUUUAUUCGCCUCUAUUGUAAAAUUAAAUGAUGUUCCAAACUGAACUGAGGUCAGUUUCUAAUGUAACAAACAUUGUUGUCAUAUUAUUCAGUAAAAAAAAAAAUACAUAUAUAUCCAUGAACGUUUCCCAUCUGUGUCAGGGCCGUGAAAUUAUUGUACAAAUGUGUGUGUGUGUGUGAGGACUGUGGGGGAGGGGCGGAGCGAGGCUGCUGCUGCUGAUGGAAAGA